AUGAUGCGGGCGCUCAGCGCCCUUGAGCCAGGGCUAACCAUGGGGCCGGCUGGGGCCCGGGAAGGCCCCGCCCCGCCGCCCCCGGGCCUGAUCACUUCUCAGGAGCGAAGAUGUGGCAAUGGCAGUUCCCCAUGCACGGCGGAACAGGAUUUGAAACUGUGGCGAGACGUGGUGGAAGGCAGUGACAACUCACGCGCCCGCCGCAACGCGAGUGCUGGCGGCGACGGCUGCGGCGACGGCCGUGACACGCGCUCGAGACCUGCUGCGGUCUCCCUGCCGCUUCUAGCUACGACAUUUGGCGACUGGGGAGCAGUCUGCGACCUCAAAUGUCGGCGUCACGGCCCACGGCGUGUUCGCCCAUUUCGCGACUAAAUAUGAAGAGAAAAAAGAUGGGCGACAGAAGAAUUACUGUCUCGACGAUAGCUUCUUCCCCCUCGUGCUCUUUUGUUACCCGGCCGCGGUGGCGUGAUCUCUGCAAAAUCGAGGUGGUUUGCUGUAACAAACGACCUCUGUCCUCGAUACGGGACUGCGAAUGGAAGGGGCUGCGUUAUCGGC
Messenger RNA from Gryllus bimaculatus (two-spotted cricket), 555 nucleotides. The record is from the annotation of a GenBank genome assembly. NCBI's taxonomy places the organism in Eukaryota, Metazoa, Arthropoda, Insecta, Orthoptera, Gryllidae.